AUGGAGUCCUGGUUUUACGAAUCUCAUUUAAACGUUGUUUUGGGUUUCACUGGUCAGGAAUUGUCGCGCGCACUCAUCCCCAAGUCGCGUAACAUGUUUCGUCGUUGUUUCAAUCCACACCUGGAGCAGGAGGGAUACAGCGACGAGAUAACGAACGAUACAGCUUGGAGUUGUGUUAGUUGA
Messenger RNA from Opisthorchis viverrini, 183 nucleotides. RefSeq lists its product as hypothetical. NCBI's taxonomy places the organism in Eukaryota, Metazoa, Platyhelminthes, Trematoda, Opisthorchiida, Opisthorchiidae. Bases 1 to 183 code for a protein of 60 amino acids. The transcript has a single exon. The record is from RefSeq and is a predicted model, not a curated record.